Molecule: messenger RNA, 2903 nt
Organism: Vigna unguiculata (cowpea)
Lineage: Eukaryota; Viridiplantae; Streptophyta; Magnoliopsida; Fabales; Fabaceae
Product: MLO-like protein 11
Biological process (GO): defense response
Cellular component (GO): membrane
Source: RefSeq, a predicted model, not a curated record
GCUGGAAAAGACGCGCCUUGUCCCUCAUUUUAUAUUGGAAUCAUAAAAAUGCAUGUAGUUUUUGGUGAACUCAUUCAAUGUAUUGCAUUAGGAACAAACAACUAGUUUGUCAGUUACAGCUUGUGACUAUGUGAAAGACAGAGUGAGAGAGAGAUCUUCAGAUUUAACUCUUCUGGGUUCACUUCUUACAGAGUGACAGCUUCCGGUCUGAGUUUCCUAGAUUCCUGACAGGGGUUUAAGGUUGUGGGCACUUCAUGUUUGGGAAAAAGUUGUGGCCUUUACUCCCAUUGGAGAAUGUCUGAAUCUGCUAGGCACUGUCGUUAAAUUAGAAUCAAGGAAAAUAUUGGGCUUUUAAAGGAACUAGUAAAGUGUCUUUGGAAUGUGAGCAUGAUUUUGCAAAUAAGGUUGGUCUGAAUAGAGUUCAGAAGGGCUCUCAGGAAGGAAAAGAAAGAGCCUUUUUUUUUUUGUUUGCUUUUUCCUUUUUCAUUUUCUCUGGAGAAAGUGAGAGAAACAAGGUCAAGGAAAUUUCUUUUCACCAUCUUUGUCAUAUUGGAAAUAGUUUUCUUUUUUCUUUCUGGAAGAGUCUUUGAUGAUGGUUAUGGAAGAUUUUGACAUGCAGUGAGGAGCUAAUCACCAUGUUCAUUUGGGGGCUUUACCAAAGUUUUCUUUGUUAGCAAAUGGUAUAUGUUCAAACCUUGGAGUCAAUGAAAAAGAGAUUGGAAAUUAAAGCUUCCAUUUGGGUUCUAUUCCUAUUCCUUUGAUCUGUUGUAUCUUUGUAUUUGUAUGUAAAUUAGUAGUCAAGAUCACUACUUUGUAUUGUCUGUUGAAGAAAGAUACUUUAGAAUUUCUACUUAUGAGUUCUAUUUGUAUAGUUUUCCAAUGAGAUCUUUGAUGAGACUAUGUCUUAAGUCCAUUGAAGAAGUUGGCCUGUGACUUUAUUAGGCAUAGCCAUAGCCAUAUUCAAGGUUUGGUCUGUGAUUUGGGUAUUUCAAAAUGGACAAUAAUGCACAGGAAACAAGGUCACUGGCCUUGACUCCUACAUGGUCUGUUGCUACUGUGUUAACUGUCUUUGUUGCUGUCUCUCUGCUUGUGGAACGCUCCAUUCACCGUUUAAGCAAUUGGCUACGGAAAACUAACCGGAAACCUUUGCUUGCAGCUUUAGAGAAGAUGAAAGAAGAAUUGAUGUUACUCGGGUUUAUAUCACUCUUACUAACAGCUACAUCACGCAUGAUAGCUAAUAUCUGCAUUCCAUCUAAGUUCUACAACAGUGCUUUUGCUCCAUGCACUCGAUCACAGAUUGAUGAACAAAUGGAAGAGAAUGGCUCUGAAAAGCGUAAAUUAUGGAUGGCUUCUGCUUAUCAUGUAUCUGGGAGGAUGUUGAAUGGAAUAAACAGAAGCACUUGCAAAGAGGGUUAUGAACCAUUUGUUUCGUAUGAAGGUCUAGAGCAGCUGCACAGGUUCAUUUUUGUCAUGGCAGUAACUCAUAUAUCUUACAGUUGCCUAACUAUGUUGUUGGCCAUUGUGAAGAUUCACAGUUGGAGAGUGUGGGAAGAUGAGGCUCACAUGGAUCGGCGUGAUUCAUUAUCUGAAAUUACAAGAGAGUUGACUAUGAGAAGGCAAUCAACCUUUGUCAAGUCUCAUGUAUCAAAUCCAUUGUUCAAAAACAGUUCCCUUAUUUGGGUGCUGCAGACAUGUUUUUUUCGACAAUUUGCACAUUCUGUGGUUCGUGCUGAUUAUCUUACACUUCGCAAAGGCUUCAUCAUGAAUCACCACCUUUCAUUAAAGUAUGAUUUCCACAGCUACAUGGUUCGGUCUAUGGAAGAGGAAUUCCAAAGGAUAGUUGGUGUGAGUGGCCCACUCUGGGGAUUUGUUGUUGGCUUCAUGCUUUUCAACAUUAAAGGAUCUAACCUAUAUUUCUGGAUAGCUAUCAUUCCUGUAUCUCUUGUGCUAUUGGUGGGAACAAAGCUACAGCAUGUCAUUGCAACCUUGGCAUUGGAGAAUGCUGGAAUUGCAGGGUUCUUCCCAGAAGCAAAGUUGAGGCCUCGUGAUGAACUCUUCUGGUUUAAUAAGCCUGAACUAUUGUUGUCCUUGAUCCAUUUCAUUCUCUUCCAGAAUGCUUUUGAGCUGGCUUCAUUCUUUUGGUUCUGGUGGCAGUUCGGAUAUGAUUCUUGCUUUAUUAGGAAUCACCUUCUCCUGUAUUUAAGGCUAAUAUUGGGCUUUGCAGGACAGUUUCUUUGUAGCUAUAGCACCUUGCCACUAUAUGCACUUGUUACACAGAUGGGAACAAAUUACAAGGCAGCAUUAAUCCCACAGAGGAUAAGAGAAACAAUUCAUGGAUGGGGUAAGGCAGCAAGGAAGAAGAGAAAACAUGGUCUGUUCCCUGAUGACUCCACCAUUCAUACAGACACAAGCACUGUGUUGUCUAUUGAAGAAGAUGAUCAAUUAAUUGAUGCCCCUGAAGUAGAAUUGCAACCAGUGCCAGCUGUUACAUCUACCCCUUCUCCCAUUGCUAAUGAAACUUCAAGUAGGGCUGCCACACCCCUCCUAAGACCCUCUGCUUCAAUAUCUUCAGCACAUAGCAGUUCUAAAGCUGAAGUAACUUUAAGAUGCUCCUCUAUGCCAAGUGGCAGAUAAAAUAUCUGCAAUGGAGGAAAAUGAAAAAGGUUAACUGAUAUAUUGAUGAAGAUAGUAUGAUAAUUAAAGAUGUAUAAGAUGAUUACUAGUUCAAUUAAGAAAAGCUUUACAAGGUAAUAGUGCUAAUUUAUGUGGAAUAACUAUAGAAUAUGAGUGACUUUUGUUGGUAUCAUGCAGUAACACAAUUUCUUUUUGGAUUUGACUUUAUGUAAAUUGUUAAAGUUGAUUAUACAUUAAAGAAAAUGGAUGUCAAUGCAGUUUGCAGAAAA